AUGAUUAACAUUCCACAAACUUGUGAAGAAACAAAAGCAGACGACAUGAUGAAUCAUUCCUCUCCUACAACCCUCAACAACAACAACAUGAAUGCAAACCACAACAAUCAUCACCAAUCUCUCACCAUGCUUCUCAUGGAUGGAGACAACCACAGCAACAACAACAACACCUCUCUGAUGAUGAAUCAACCACAACAACAACAACAGAACAUGCUCAAUCAAAGCUCCAUGAUGGUCGAUUCCAAUCUGGUCAUGCAAAUGAUGCGACUCAUGAUGAAUGAAUCCUCUCAUAAUAAUAAUAACAACAACAACAACCACCAUACGAACGUACAACCUCAAUCUCAACAUUCCAUCUUGUUGUCUGCAGGAUCUCAAUUUACCAAUAAUGGAGGUACCAAUAGUAGUGAGGUCAAAAACAAUGCAAGCACUUCUUCACCCACAGCAACAACAACCUCUCUUCGUUCUUCCUCAGUGGUGCAACCAUCGAACGUCACUUCCCCUCUCCAAUUAGAUGUCACUCAAUUCCAACAACAAUUGGCUCAAGUCAUGGCUGUUUGUUCUCAACAACCGCCACCACCUCCAGUGGCAGCCGCUCUCUCCACAAUGCUGCUUGCCAAUCAUGGACAAACUCCCUGCUCCACUUCCUCCUACUCUUCACCCAAUAACAUGAUUUCCAAUCAUAAUAACAAUAACUCCUCAUCACCCAACAUGAAUGUCCUGUUGAAAGAUUUGGCGCCCAAUCAUCCACUACAACAGGUAUGGAUGAAUUUGGCGGCAAAAAAUAACCAUGACUCGGCCUCGGCCUUGUGGCAACAACUCUUCAAUAACCCAAAUCACCACCCUGCGAAUACGAAUAUUAGCCAAACAUCAACACCACCACCACUAUCGAUGAAUAGAAGCAAUAAUGGGAGUAGUGGGAGCAGUCAGACUAUGGGCAAUUCUUCAAAUGCAACAGCACUGGAUCCAGCUGCGAUGAUUGGUUCUUCCACAGUUGCUCCUAAUACAACAAACAAACAUAAUACAAAUCUCUUGCAAGUACCACCUCAAACACAUGCCACUCAGGUGAACAUGGUAGAGAGUCCAGGAAGUUUGAGCUCCAUGACUGAGAUGGAACAAACUGCGAAUAGUAUUCAUGUCUUUAUCAAGAAAGGCUUUCCACCAAAAAAGAAGGGAAACCACUUGACUUCGGAACAACCUUGGCAUCGGUUGGCAAAUCCUCAGAGUAUUCAUCACUCACCCAAUGUGGUUUCGUCCACCAAGUUGUCAGAAAAGUCGACCUGUAAAAUUGGCACCGAUUGCUACUAUUACUUGUUGUUGGUUCUGCCAAGUAAAUAUUACAGUCUUUCAGAUCUGGAGUUUCAAUUAGAGGAAGAAACAAAAGAUGAGGACGAAUCAACUUUUAGGGCCUCCAAGAAGAAGGCGUCACCCAAAAAAAAGAACAUUCUGCCACAUGUGGAGAUGAAGAUACGUGGAAAGGAUCUUUCUGCAACCACCAAGUUCCUCGGUCAUGGUAGGAAUGGUACGCCUCAACAUGCAUCUCCCUCUGCAGACUCUUUAAAUUCAAACAUUAUUGCAAUUUUCGAAAUUUUAGCAAACAAAAAGAAAAAUAAGGCAACCAAGAGUGACAAGUGUUAUACCGCUUUAUUGAAAUGCAAGAAGGAAAAACUUGUCACCAUGUAUAUUGAUAUUCAUUCAUCGUGUGAAACAGCUAAUCAUGAAGUAGAAGAGAGCAACGACGUUUUGGAUUUGUCGAACCAUGAAGCAGCCUCGUCCGAUAGUACCUCAACCUCCACAAUCAAAAAGAGAAAGAAAAAUGACGACGAGAAUGAAAUGGAAGACGAUGACGCUCACAGUGCUGCUUCAUCAUCUGAGGUAGGCCAACCUCAAAUAGAAAGCUCAGCACGAAAACGUUCCAAGUCCUCAUCCAUUCCUUUACAAAAUAAUACUAAUGCCAAACAAAAGGCAGCACAUCCACCAACACUAUUCGAUCAACUCAAGCAAUGGAUUAUUGUGACUGUCUUUCAUCAAAGCAUUUCGGUGGACUUGUCAAAAUUCCCCAAUUUUGCAUUCCCUAAGGAGCUUUCACCAAAUGAGCAAUUCUUGCUCUACGUAGAUGUUCCAACACAGUUGUCUGAGGAUCAUGAUAUUUGUUUCAAAAUUCUAGAUUUUCAAACUCAGCAAGAAUUGACAUUUGCAGGAGAACAGUGGAUUGACACCAAUGUGGUGAAUUGUUGCAAUUUCAAUAUUCAAGCGUCAUUAAUGUCACUCCAUGUCGAGUAUGCCAUUUCUUUCAGAGACAUUAACCAUGACCGACCACUUGUAUUUAUUGUGGCUCUUAAGGAUAAAAAGACAGAGGUUGAGAGAAUUAUUUAUAAUGGAACGCCUUUCAAUAUCAAGAGAGGGGUCUCACAGGCACUUGAAUGUAUUGAUGAAUUGGGUGUUUCUGCAAUUCAAUAUCCCGGAUUUGAUGCUGCUCUUGAAAAUAGUGCUAUUGCUGAAAUAUUUGAUGAAAUACCAACAGUGAACAGCGGAAACACAACUAACACAGACUCAUUUUUCGCAUCGUUUAACAUGGUCUCUGAAUCUGAGAACAUUUUAGAGGAUGAUUUUGAGAGUUUGUUUGGUCAAUGA
Naegleria fowleri is the source of this 2631-nucleotide messenger RNA. RefSeq lists its product as uncharacterized. NCBI's taxonomy places the organism in Eukaryota, Heterolobosea, Eutetramitea, Acrasida, Naegleriidae. The transcript has a single exon. The record is from RefSeq and is a predicted model, not a curated record. The coding region runs from base 1 to 2631 and encodes 876 amino acids.